Molecule: messenger RNA, 516 nt
Organism: Lotus japonicus
Lineage: Eukaryota; Viridiplantae; Streptophyta; Magnoliopsida; Fabales; Fabaceae
Exons: 1
Coding region: 1-516 (171 amino acids)
Molecular function (GO): RNA-DNA hybrid ribonuclease activity; nucleic acid binding
Source: RefSeq, a predicted model, not a curated record
AUGGCAUCCUUGGAUAACAGCAAUAGGGGGAAAGCUUCUCCACAGGGGUGUAUCAAAAUAAACGUGGGCACUGGAUGGUCGGGGGAGACAGCCACGGGAUUUGGCAUGGUGGCUUGUUCUAGCUCUGGUGAAUUCUUGUUUGCAGCUUCGUCUUUAGAACCACAGAGGAAGGCUCCACAGAUUGCAGAAGCGUCGGCAAUGCGGUGGUGUUUAAUGGUAGCACAAGAGCUAGAGUUUGACACCAUAGUUGUGGAAUCGAAUGCUGCAGGUGUGAUCAAUGCUUUGACCUCUCCUAGGUGCCCUCCAGACAUUGCACCUAUUAUAAAAGAUUGCAUAGGCUUAACAACACAUUUUUCUGUUAUUUCUUUUUGCCAUGUAAAGAGGAAAGCUAAUGGUGUUGCACAUGCUCGGUCCUCUAUUGCCUGUGAUUUUCAGGUGUGGUGUGGUGGGAUGAUCCACCUAUUUGUAUUUGUGUUGCCCAAGCAUUCACAAGGAGUGACUUAUUUGGGUUACUAA